Molecule: messenger RNA, 2177 nt
Organism: Triticum aestivum (bread wheat)
Lineage: Eukaryota; Viridiplantae; Streptophyta; Magnoliopsida; Poales; Poaceae
Exons: 2
Coding region: 115-1644 (509 amino acids)
Molecular function (GO): protein binding
Source: RefSeq, a predicted model, not a curated record
UGCACCACGUUCCAAGUAGUUCGUUAACAUCUGCAGCCUGCGGCGUGUGUCGCGUGCGCGAUCGCAGACGACUGGAAACUAAAAGGAGGGAGCGGCGAGAAAGAUCGAUCGACCAUGGCACCGGAGCUCACCAUGCUACCCGGCGACGUCAUCGCGGAGGUCCUCCGGCGCCUGGAGCCGCACAGCCUGGGCUCGUCCCGGCGGGUCUGCAGGGCGUGGCGCGACACCGUCGACGCCCGCCUGCGCGGCCACCUGCUCUCGCGCUCCGUACGCGGCAUCUUCAUCAACUUCCCCCGGUUUACCUUCUCGGAGUUCUUCUCCCGCCCCUCGACGGGCCCGGCGAUCUGCGGAGGGCUGGACUUCUUGCCAUGCACGAUGGGCGUCAAGGUCACGGACCACUGCAACGGGCUCCUGCUCUGCCGCGAUCAGAGCCCCGACGAUGCACGGCCGUGCGAGUACGUCGUCAACCCGGCCACGCGUCGGUGGACGCGUCUGCCCCAGCGUCCUCGGCCGCACGUGCCGGGGUCCGGCCAGACCGCCUACCUCGCUUUCGAGCCCGCCGUGUCGUCGCACUACGAGGUCUUUCUGAUCCCAUGCGUGCCAGCCGCCGACGAAUCAGACGACGACGACGAUGACAACCCGUUGCUCGAGUCAGAGUGGCCUCCCGCAUCAUACGUGAUGCAUGUUUUCUCGUCCGCGACUCAGCGGUGGGACGAGACGACCUUCCUUCGGGAAGGGGAGGCUGCAGGGAUCGUCGCCAACAUGCACACGGAUUCAGAGGACGAUCGGUAUCGUUAUCGUGCCGUCUAUUGGCAAAGCGCGCUGUACGUCCACUGCCAGCAUGGCUAUCUUACGAGAAUGUCCUUGUUAGAUCACACGUACAGUGUAAUUAAGCUACCGAAUGCCAAACAUCCCAACCGCCAUCUGGGGCGAUCAGUGAGAGGGGUGUAUUUCGCAAUAUCUUGUAGUUGGGAUGGAUUUCUUCAGCUUUGGUAUCUCAACGAAUCAUGCAGCCGAACAGAGUGGGUGCUAAAACAUGAUACCCAUCUUCAGAUAUUUGAACAUGAGGACCAACUGGGCAGGCGAUGGAUCUUACAGGAUGUUAACCAUCGUAAGUGGUUCUUUGAGCACAAUGGUAACAAAUAUGGAGAUUACAGAGCGCCGGUGGAAGAGAAAUAUGAUUGGAACUCUGACGAGGAUAACAUCAUUGACAUUGAAGACAAUGCUGGAGAGGGAUAUCACGAUGGUCUUUACUUUCUUGGAUUUCAUCCUUAUAAAGAGAUUGCCUUUUUGAUUUCAUCAGGGAGAGGAGCAAGGGGAAUGGCCUAUGAUUGGAACAACUUAAAAUUUCAGGACCUGGGCAAUGUGUGUCCAGCAGACUUCGAUCCCAGCUGCGGGCUACCACGCGGAGAGACGGACACAGCUUUCCCGUACACGCCCUGCUGGAUAGGCGAGUUUCCUGGAAACGAACUAGAAUCGCUACUUGAAGAUGAGGAGCUAUCUAUGAAAAAGUUGGAACUAGAAGAGGAAUCCAACUUUACCUGUAUGGACGAGUAUGAGUUGCGCAAGUUCUGUGGGCACGCCAAGAGGGUCAAGGACCGUACCGCCAAGAUUCGUCACAGGCGCCGUACAACGGCUCGGUAGGAACAUCAUCUUCACCGACAUGAAGGCCAAGACGAUUCUCACAAAGGCGGCCAAGUUUUAGGGUUUAGGGCCAAGGCAAUUCCCAUUGCCAAGUUUGACCUUUGGCAAGCUACUGAUGUGCACGUAUCAGACUCAUGUCAUGAGGCCCUUGCAUUGUAACUUGAUGGCGCAAUGGAAAACAAAGUUUUUGACCCAUUUGGAGAACGCCAACCUUGUCCACCACUAAUUCUGAAGGGCAUAUUCAUUAUACAUACAUAUAUACUCCCUUUGUUCCUAUAUAUAAGAUGUUUUGGAAGUUUAUCUUGAAUUGGCAAAACGUCUUAUACAGAGGUAGUAGUACUCGAAUAAAAGACGCGCAUUGCCGCAUCCGAUCCUCUAUAAGUGAGGUGACAAUAGAUGAAUAAAUAGUACAUAUGACAAAGUUUCAGUUUCUGAAUUUAGACUUUAUUUUGUCAUUUCUAAUCCUAUGGGGCAUGAAGCACGUCGGUCAGAUUUUUUUGCGGGGGCAUUUCAGUCAGAUUUUAAAGACAGAA